Penicillium chermesinum is the source of this 2157-nucleotide messenger RNA. It is a transcript of the gene dus3, whose product is annotated as tRNA dihydrouridine synthase DUS3. The coding region runs from base 1 to 2157 and encodes 718 amino acids. The transcript has 4 exons. Gene Ontology annotation, biological process: tRNA processing. NCBI's taxonomy places the organism in Eukaryota, Fungi, Ascomycota, Eurotiomycetes, Eurotiales, Aspergillaceae. The record is from RefSeq and is a predicted model, not a curated record. Gene Ontology annotation, molecular function: flavin adenine dinucleotide binding; RNA binding; tRNA dihydrouridine synthase activity.
AUGGACUCAAGUCUGGCCCAAGGGCUGGCCGACAAGGACCUGGAUAAGAAACAGCACAGUUUGAACGGAUCCAAUGCAAACGAUGAACCUCCUACCAAAAAGGCACGACUAGAUCCUUCCUCAGAAAUGGAUGGGUCAGAGCGCCCGCCGCGUGAGAGUGGAAUUGCGCCCAUCAAAAAAGAGUAUAUACCCCCAAGCAUUCUGCUCAAUCCCAAGCAACCAGCAAUUGACGAGACCAAUGCCGACGAUGCUGCCGAGGAAGCGUCUCAUAUUGAACGCGAAGGCGAGUCUGGCGGCAAGAAGGACAAGAAGAAAAAGAAGCCCACGGGCCAGAACACCAACCGUAGCUUCGGCAGCUCGAGGGAUGCGAAGGCUCUUUGCUUGUCUCGAGCAUUUUCUCCCGAGUUUUCGCCAAAGGAGUGUACCUACGGAGAUAAAUGCCGUAUGGAGCAUGACUUACGGGUCUAUCUGACAGAGCACAAGCGCGAGAACCUUACAACCUUCAACAACCUUUGCCCUGUGUGGGAUACUUUCGGGGAAGUGUCACUCCGGGUGGAAGUGCCGCCUGAAGAUGGCAAGAAAGAGCUUAUUCUGCUGGAGGACGAUGAGCGGAAGGCGAGGUACAAGCCAAGGGUUCCAUUCGCCUCUGAAGAUGGGCUUGUCAAUAUUAUUUCUGCGGAAGACAAGCUCGCGCUUUCUCGCAAGCGAGAUGAACUCACUCGCGCGAACGCCGUUACCCAGUGGCUUAACACGGUUUCAAAGGAGCUAGAAAGAGAGAUGCAAGGUAGAGGAGAGCAGAAGGAAGGCGAGGAUACUCCAACCAACGAUGCCGACGAGGCCAAGGAAGUGCGAGAAGAACAACGAGCGACGUACACUGAACCGCCAUUCUUGCCCUCUGAGAAACGCCGCAUCUAUUUCGGUCCUGAGACUCCAACACUCGCCCCUCUGACGACUCAGGGUAACUUGCCAUUCCGACGACUAUGUACUGAUCUCGGUGCCCAGUUCACCUACUCUGAGAUGGCCCUAAGCUUGCCAUUGAUUCAAGGUCAGAAGUCUGAGUGGACUCUACUGAAAGCCCAUGAGUCGGAAAUGCUUCCUCCAACCAUUACCUCCGGGGAGAACGUCGUUCAAGGAUAUGACAACUCUAAAGAUAUGAAGUUCGGCGCUCAGAUCGCUGGAAACAAGCCAUGGCAGGUCCUCAAGGCAACAGAGGCUCUGUCAAAGUACACUCCUAAUUUGCGUGUCAUCGAUCUCAAUUGUGGGUGUCCCAUCGAGCUGUUAUUCCGUGAAGGUGCCGGCUCUGCCCUCCUUGAUCACCAAUCUAAGCUGGAGAAGAUGCUUCGGGGUAUGAAUAUGGUCUCCCAAGAGAUCCCCAUCACUGUCAAAAUUCGAAUGGGAACCAAGGACAACUCCCCAACGGCACAAAAGCUUAUUGAACGCCUCGUUAUGGGUGGGCACGAAUCAAACCGGCUUGAGGUUGGCCCUCCGGGUGUUGCCGCUAUUACGCUUCAUGGGCGAAGCCGACAGCAGCGAUAUACACGUCAGGCAGACUGGAGCUACAUUGCGGAGUGUUCGGCCCUGAUCAAGCGCAUGAACGAGACAAACGCUUCAAUUACCGACACUAUCCGCCAACCCGAUGCUCGGUACCUGCCCAAUGGAGGCAAGACCUAUUUCCUCGGCAAUGGUGAUUGUAUUUCGCACAUUGACUACGACGAGCACAUCCGCAAUGCUGGUGUGGAUUCGGUCAUGGUGGGACGCGGUGCCCUGAUUAAGCCUUGGAUCUUCGAGGAAAUCCAGACGGGGCAGUACCUGGACAAGUCUGCAACGGAGCGUCUCGCAUACGUCGAGAAAUUCGCCAAGUAUGGGCUUGAGGCUUGGGGAUCAGAUGAGUAUGGCAUUGGCACGACCCGCCGCUUCCUGCUUGAGUGGCUCAGCUUUACCUAUCGAUAUGUUCCGCUCGGGAUCCUAGAGUAUCUUCCUCCUCGUAUCAACGAUCGCCCCAGGGCCUGGCGCGGACGUAACGAGUUGGAGACUCUUAUGGGCAGUGGGAACUACAAGGAUUGGAUCAAGAUCACUGAGAUGUUCCUUGGCCCAGCACACCCGGAUUUCAAGUUCGAGCCGAAGCACAAGUCCAACGCCUACGAGGCCGAGGGCUAA